AUGCCAGGGUUAAACUUUGAAAACUACCAGAGAAACCAAUUCUUGACAACCAAAGGAUUUGCUCAGCCAAAAGCCACGUCUACAGGUACUACAAUUGUCGGGUGCCAAUUUAAAAACGGUGUCGUAAUUGCUGCUGAUACAAGAGCCACCGCCGGACCUAUAGUUGCAGACAAGAAUUGUGAGAAACUACACAGACUUUCUCCUAAGAUAUGGUGUGCGGGUGCCGGUACAGCUGCUGAUACAGAAAUGGUGACCCAAUUGAUUGCGUCCAAUUUGGAACUACAUGCAUUGUCGCAGAAUAGACAACCUCGUGUAAUAACAGCAGUAACGUUGUUGAAGCAGCAUUUAUUCAAAUACCAGGGCCACUUGGGAGCAUACUUGAUUGUUGCCGGAGUUGAUCCUACAGGAGCUCACCUACUCUCAGUACAAGCACACGGAUCAACUGAUGUGGGAAAGUAUCAAAGUUUGGGCUCCGGCUCUUUGGCCGCCAUGGCGGUUUUGGAAACAAACUUCAAAGAAGACAUGACUAAGGAGGAGGCUAUAGAUUUAUGUGCAAGAGCUAUCGAAGCCGGUAUUUGGAAUGACUUGGGUUCUGGUUCCAAUGUUGAUGUCUGUGUGAUGGAGGUUGGCAAAGACGCGCAUUUGAUGAGAAACUACAUUACGCCAAAUGUGAGGAUAAAAAAAUGCAAAGACUACAAGUUUCCAAGAGGUACCACGGCGGUGUUGGGUCAAAAAGUACGUGACAUCUGCGAUGUCGAGGAAACAGUGGUUACAUUUGACAACAUGGAGGUUGACACUGCUGUGUAG
This is a messenger RNA of Lodderomyces margitis, 807 nucleotides long. RefSeq names its product proteasome core particle subunit beta 2 (gene PUP1). The coding region runs from base 1 to 807 and encodes 268 amino acids. Gene Ontology annotation, molecular function: threonine-type endopeptidase activity. The record is from RefSeq and is a predicted model, not a curated record. NCBI's taxonomy places the organism in Eukaryota, Fungi, Ascomycota, Pichiomycetes, Serinales, Debaryomycetaceae. The transcript has a single exon. Gene Ontology annotation, cellular component: proteasome core complex.